ACUCGGAGGAAAUGCACACGCCCAUUCAAUGUUGCGUCUUGUUUUGACUAGAGAGGACGAGAAGUCUCCCAGAAGGAUUUGCAACUUGUAGCAAAGUUGCCUGCUACAGAAUAUUCACCCUGUGAGAGUGGAAACCAUGGAGAACGUUCAUCUUGCUGCAGAAGAUGAAGAUGACCUGUACUCGGGUUAUAAUGAUUACAACCCAACAUUUGACAGUGAGGAACUUGAUAAUGACAUUGGCUUCCAGCAAGCUGUCAGGACUAGCCAUGGACGAAGACCACCAAUGACUGCCAAGUUUCCUGGUACAGCUAUUGCGGCACGGCCAGUGGGGACCUCUUAUGGGGUAGAGAGCAGUCAGGGAGGAAGGCUUUUGAAGGCCAGAAGUCAGAUGGUCUCGUCCAUGGGCCGGCCAAUGACUGGUGCUGUGCAGGAUGGGGCAGCUCGGCCUAUGACUGCAGUAAGGGCAGCAGGAUACUCUUCUACUAUGACCAGAGGUUCAACCUUUGAUCCACUGGGACAAUCUAAAGGCCCUGCCCCUGCACUAGAGACAAAAAUUGAAGACUCCCCGGAGGAGAAGAUCAAGAUUCUUGAGAAGAAGGUGAAUGACCUGAUCGAGGAGAGCUGCAUGGCGUACAGUCGGGGGGACCAGCAGGUGGCCCUGGAGAGAGCCAAGGAAGCAGGAAGGAAGGAGAGAGCUCUGGUGAGACAGCGGGAGCAGACAGGAACCUCUGACCACAUCAACCUGGACCUCACCUACUCUGUGCUGUUUAAUUUGGCCAACCAAUACGCCAACAAUGACAUGUAUCAAGAGGCCUUGAACACCUACUCUGUCAUUGUGAAGAACAAGAUGUUUAGUAAUGCAGGGCGUUUGAAAGUAAAUAUGGCAAACAUCUACUUCAAGCAGAAGAACUUCCCAAAAGCCAUCAAGUUCUACCGUAUGGCUUUGGAUCAGAUAUCCAAUGCACACAAGGAGAUGAGGAUAAAGAUCAUGCAGAACAUUGGCGUGGUCUUCAUAAAGAUGGGCCAGUACUCGGACGCCAUCACCUCCUUCGAGCAUAUCAUGGGCGAGAGCCCCAACAUUAAGUCCGGCUUCAACCUCAUCCUCUGCUACUAUGCCAGGGAUCGUGACCGCAUGAAGAAGUCCUUCCAGAAGCUCAUCAGUGCCCCCCUGGGCAUCGACGAAGAAGACAAAUACAUCCCAGCUAAUGAUGACCCUAAAGCAAACAUGGUGAUCGAGGCCAUUAAAAACGACCAGCUUCAUCAGAUGGAGAGAGAUAGAAAAGCACUGGCAGAGAAGUACAUCAUGACAUCUGCCAAGCUCAUUGCCCCUGCCAUUGAGAACAGCUUUGCUGCCGGGUUUGACUGGUGUGUGGACAUGGUGAAGAGCUCACAGUAUGUGGAGCUAGCCAACGACCUGGAGAUCAACAAAGCCAUCACCUACCUGAGGCAGAGGGACUUCAACCAGGCUGUGGAGACUCUGAAGACGUUUGAGAAGAAGGACAGCAGGGUGAAGAGUGCCGCCGCCACCAACCUCUCCUUCCUCUACUUCCUGGAGAGGGACUUUGACCAGGCAGAUCGCUACGCUGACAUGGCCAUGAGCGCUGACCGCUACAACCCGGCGGCGCUCAUCAACAAGGGCAACACCGUGUUCGAGAGGCAGGACUACGAGAAGGCCGCUGAGUUCUACAAGGAGGCCCUCCGCAACGACUCGUCCUGCACCGAGGGCCUCUACAACCUAGGUCUGACCUAUAAGAAGCUGGGACGGCUGGACGAAGCCCUGGACUGCUUCCUGAAGCUCCACGCCAUCCUCAGGAACUGCCCCCAGGUCAUGUUCCAGCUGGCCAGUCUCUAUGAGAUGCUGGAGGACCCCCACCAGGCCAUUGAUUGGCUGAUGCAGCUGAUCAGCGUCACGCCCACUGACCCCCAGGUUCUGGCCAAGCUGGGGGAGCUCUAUGACAACGAGGGGGACAAGUCCCAGGCCUUCCAACACUACUACGAGUCCUUCAGAUAUUUUCCUUCAAAUAUUGGCGUCAUUGAAUGGCUGGGAGCAUACUACAUCGACACCCAGUUUUGUGAGAAGGCCAUUCAGUACUUUGAGAGGGCCACACUUAUUCAGCCCACGCAGGUGAAGUGGCAACUGAUGGUGGCCAGCUGCUACAGGAGAAGCGGGAACUACCAGAAGGCCUUGGACACCUACAAAGACAUCCAUCGGAAAUUUCCAGAGAAUGUGGAAUGCCUGCGUUUCCUGGUGAGGCUGUGCACAGACAUGGGCCUGAAGGAGGUGCAGGAGUACGCCACCAAGCUCAAGAAGGUGGAGAAGAUGAAGGAGAUCAGAGAACAGAGAGUAAAGUCGGGGCGGGAGAGCAGUGCUCGAGGCCGGCGUGAGGGCAGUGCUGGCAGUGAUUUGGAAGUUAGACCAGUCUCUCACUCUGAGGCCAAACACAGCCCUGUGCUGGAGCAGGCCAGAGACAGCAGUCACAGCGGCCGUGGCACUAGUACCCGCAGCGAGAGGCUGAGCGCCAAGCUCCGGUCACUGCCAGGCAACAACGAACCGUACGAGGCCAGCGCCCAACAAAACAUUGAUGCAUCCUACAUGGACCCACUGGGGCCCCAGAUGGAGAGGCCGAAGACAGCUGCUAAGAAACGCAUUGAGGAAGACGAGUUUGCUGACGAAGAGCUCGGAGAUGACCUAUUACCGGAAUAGCCUGAAAGUCUACAACUUCACUUUGAUUUCAAUUUGGUCCUUAGUCCACUGUCUGUUUACAAGAAGCCUUUUACCCCACACGCACAAAUGUCAGAACUGUCCCAUUCCUGUUCAGCAUUCCACAGGAGUAACGGCGUGUGAGAGAGAAUGAGUGUCUGUGUCUGUGUGUGUUGGCCUGGCAUUCCGCAGUUAACUCAGAUGAAAGCUAUUCCAUAUGUGUCCCACAGGCACAGUUAUCACUUUCCUUUCAGUUUUCCCUUGUUUUGUUGAAAAUGUAACACUGACACAAGACCAUUUGCAUUUCACUGGACAUCCACUCCAAUUCCCAUGGACUGAUCAUUUCACUAAAGAAAAAAAAAGCAGCACUAAUGUUUUGGGGUAGCAUUUCCUUGCUUUGAAUAUUUAUAUUUUGAUAGUCUUGAAGAGUGUACUUGAUGAAAAUGUAAGUGCAUAUAUAUACGGAAAUAAAUAUUUUCAGAUUAAA
Messenger RNA from Alosa alosa (allis shad), 3188 nucleotides. It is a transcript of the gene ift88, whose product is annotated as intraflagellar transport 88 homolog. Lineage: Eukaryota; Metazoa; Chordata; Actinopteri; Clupeiformes; Clupeidae. Gene Ontology annotation, cellular component: ciliary basal body; non-motile cilium; centriole. Gene Ontology annotation, molecular function: kinesin binding. The record is from RefSeq and is a predicted model, not a curated record. Gene Ontology annotation, biological process: kidney development; inner ear receptor cell stereocilium organization; non-motile cilium assembly.